Aureococcus anophagefferens is the source of this 1266-nucleotide messenger RNA. RefSeq lists its product as hypothetical. Gene Ontology annotation, biological process: rRNA processing. NCBI's taxonomy places the organism in Eukaryota, Pelagophyceae, Pelagomonadales, Pelagomonadaceae. Gene Ontology annotation, molecular function: ATP binding; RNA helicase activity; RNA binding. The transcript has a single exon. The record is from RefSeq and is a predicted model, not a curated record. Gene Ontology annotation, cellular component: nucleolus. The coding region runs from base 1 to 1266 and encodes 421 amino acids.
AUGGUCGACGCCGAGCUCGUCGCGCUCUGCGAGGCCAAGGGCUGGCCCGGCCCGACGCCGAUCCAGGCCCAGUGCUGGCCCAUCCUCUGCGACGACCGCGACGUCGUCGCCGUCGCGGAGACGGGCUCGGGCAAGACCCUGGGCUUCGGCAUGCCCGCGCUGUCGAAAUUCAAGCAAGCGCUCGCGGGCCGGGGCAAGCGCCAGCCCGCGAUGUUGGUCUUAGCCCCGACGCGCGAGCUCGCGAACCAGAGCUUCGAGGUGCUCCAGGAGUUCUGCGGGAAAGUCGGGGCGACCGCGGCCGUCGCGUACGGCGGCGUGCCGAAGCACGAGCAGAAGCGGGAGAUCGCCAAGUGCGCGGCGCUCGUCGCGACGCCGGGCCGCCUCAACGACUUCAUCCAGGAGGGUUCCGUCGACCUGUCGAAGGUGUCUUUCUUCUGCCUCGACGAGGCGGACCGCAUGCUCGACAUGGGCUUUGUGCAGGAGGUGAAGAAGAUCGCCGCGGCCUGCGCCAACCCGGAGAAGCUCACGGCCAUGUUCAGCGCGACGUGGCCCACGGAGGUGCAGAACAUCGCCUCCGAGUUCCUCAAGCCCGACUUCGUGCGCGUCAACGUCGGCGCGGAGCGCGGCGCGGACGAGGGCCCGGAGGCGAACAAGCGCAUCGACCAAUCCGUGAUCGUCACGGAGGAGCGGUCGCGCGACGGCCGCCUGCUGGAGAUCCUCAAGCAGCGCUACCAGUCGGGCACGUCGGCCAGCUACGCGACGGCGCGCCUCAUCGUCUUCGGCCUCUACAAGAAGGAGUGCGCGCGCCUCGAGACGUUCCUCAACUCGAAAAAGUGGAAGUGCGUCGCGAUCCACGGCGACAUGUCGCAGGCCGCGCGGAACCAGGCCUUCGAGGACUUCAAGAGCGGCGCCGUGCCGUUGCUCGUGGCGACGGACGUCGCGGCCCGCGGCCUCGACAUCCCCAACGUCGAGCUCGUCGUCAACUUCUCGUUCCCUUUGACCAUCGAGGACUACGUGCACCGCAUCGGCCGCACGGGCCGCGCGGGCAAGACGGGCACGGCCAUCACGCUCUUCCACGGCGAGGGCCACGAGAAGGCCCUCGCCGGCGCGCUCCAGAACGUCCUCCGCGGCGCGGACAUGCCCGUGCCCAAGGAGCUCCUCAAGUUCGGCUCCACGGUGAAGAAGAAGCAGGACAAGAACUACGGCGCCUUCGGGCCCAAGCGCGGCAUGGAGGGCAAGACCGCGACGAAGAUCACCUUCGACUAA